Messenger RNA from Schistocerca americana (American grasshopper), 378 nucleotides. Its product is annotated as circumsporozoite protein-like. The transcript has a single exon. The record is from RefSeq and is a predicted model, not a curated record. Bases 1 to 378 code for a protein of 125 amino acids. NCBI's taxonomy places the organism in Eukaryota, Metazoa, Arthropoda, Insecta, Orthoptera, Acrididae.
AUGUGGGUGGUGGGGUUGAGGGGGAGGGGGAGUGAAGCCUCCAUAGGUGGUGAGGGUGAGGCGGUGGGGGGUGGGAAGUGUCCGUGGGUGGUGGGGGCGAGGGGGAGGGAAGUGUCCGUGGGUGGUGGGGGCGAGGGGGAGGGAAGCGUCCAUGGGUGCUGGGGGCGAGAGGGAGGGAAGCCUCCGUGGGUGCUGGGGGCGAGACGGAGGGAAGCCUCCGUGGGUGCUGGGGGCGAGACGGAGAAAAGCCUCCGUGGGUGCUGGGGGCGAGACGGAGGGAAGCCUCCGUGGGCAGUGGGGGCGAGAGGGAGGGAAGCCUCCGAGGGCAGUGGGGGCGCGAGUGAGGGAAGCCUCCGUGGGCAGUGGGGGCGCGAGUGA